CAUGCAACAGUUGUAUUAUAAUAAUAGGGAUUUAACUGCCAGCGGUUUGUCAUACAGAACAAAUAUCGAUCCUGUAAUUUCAACGGAUUACGCCUUUAAUUUUCCAAGUAGAGAAGAUUACUUCGUCAUUGACGGUAGUAGGGUAGACGGACCAUUUGGUAUAUCAUUAAAACUUCGAACAACUCAAUCGGAAGGAGUUGUUUUGUAUAUGCCCGGAGCCAAUUCGAAAAAUUAUUUAAUGGCUGAAAUUCAUAAUUCUAGACUGGAAUUAGUCUAUAAUUUUGAAGGAAACCACUCUAGCUUAAGAAAUCCGAUGAGAGUCGAUGAUAAUAAGUGGCACAGUGUCCAAAUAGCUAUAUACAAAUCCGAAGGUGUAAAGUUAUCGCUUAUCCUACGAGUGGACGAAAAGUACGCAAUAAAGGGAAUGAACGAGAAUACAAAAUUCAAGACGAGCGGUAAAGUAUGGGUCGGCGGAGUGGAGGAUUUGCGGGAUUUACCAUCGAAAAACGUUAAAUCGAGAAGGGGCUAUCAGGGUUGUUUGGCGAAUCUCAACGGAAUCUUCAAUUUGAAGCCUUACGCAAAUAUUCUCACGCUGAAAGACGUUAAUGUGCAUGGCAACGUUGAGAGCGGAUGCUCUGCUCCCGAAAAUAAAUGCGGCGAUUCUACGUGCAAAAAUCAAGGUGUAUGCAUACUCCAUCCUACGAGAGUUAGUUGCGAUUGUGAAAUGACUUCUUUCGUUGGUAAUCAAUGCGAUCAACAUGCAAUUUCCUAUGCCUUUCACAAUGAAGAGACCAAGGCCGAUUCUGAAUCUAGCUUUAUGGUUUACGAUAUCGACCUUGAGCAUCCAGCCUCAAACCUAAAUGAUACAAUUUCGUUCGGCAUCAAAACUACAGAUUUAAGUGGCGACAUUAUAAAAUUGCAAAGUUCUCAUCAUAAUUUCUUUAUAAAAAUAGAACUAACUCAGGGAAACAUUUUGGCAUCUUUUAAUCUUGGAGGAGAGAAACCGGCAUCUCGUUUAUAUCUUCUUUCGCACGUUUCUGAUGGUCAAUAUCAUGUUGUCAGAUUUCGGCGUGAAGCCCAGAAGGCAUGGCUUCAAGUAGAUAGGAAUGAGAAUAUUGAGAUAACCAAGAAAAGAGGUAAAGUCAUUAAAAAAGAUAUGAAAAAGAAGUUUGGUCUAAAUUUAUAUCUUCAGGAAAUGGGGAAUAUUAAUGAGGUGCCACUUAGGUUACAUAGGGAGGGUAAACAACUCCUAUCCUACUAA
This is a messenger RNA of Dimorphilus gyrociliatus, 1261 nucleotides long. The record is from the annotation of a GenBank genome assembly. NCBI's taxonomy places the organism in Eukaryota, Metazoa, Annelida, Polychaeta, Dinophilidae.